Culex pipiens pallens (northern house mosquito) is the source of this 1781-nucleotide messenger RNA. It is a transcript of the gene qm, whose product is annotated as terpene synthase. The record is from RefSeq and is a predicted model, not a curated record. The transcript is spliced from 3 exons. Bases 111 to 1082 code for a protein of 323 amino acids. Gene Ontology annotation, molecular function: prenyltransferase activity. Gene Ontology annotation, biological process: isoprenoid biosynthetic process. NCBI's taxonomy places the organism in Eukaryota, Metazoa, Arthropoda, Insecta, Diptera, Culicidae.
GCACAAUCACGCAAAAAUUUGUCAUCAAAACAACAAAAACAGCUCAUCAGUUUCGUUCGCAACAACACGGUUCGCAGUCUCCGUCUCCCGCAGGUGGCACCGGUCUCAAGAUGGUCAACUUCGACACGGAGGAAUUCAACGAUAUCCUGGAAAAGUGCCGGGACCAGUCGCUGCAGAAGGAGCAGGACGCCAUUCUGCUGGAACCGUUCACGUACAUUCAGCAGAUCCCGGGCAAGCAGUUCCGGGCGAAGAUGGCCCUCGCGUUCAACCACUGGCUCAACAUUCCGGAGGAGAAGCUGGCGAUGAUUGGGGAGAUUGUCCAGAUGAUGCACAACUCGAGCCUGCUGAUUGACGACAUCGAGGACAAUUCGAUCCUGCGGCGGGGAAUUCCGGUGGCGCACAAAAUCUACGGCAUCGCGAGUACGAUCAACGCGGGGAAUUAUGUGCUGGUGAUGGCGCUGGCCAAGGUGAACCUGCUUGGGCAUCCGGACGCCCAGCAGGUGGUGACGGAGCAGCUGCUGGAGCUGCACCGCGGCCAGGGCAUGGAGAUUUACUGGCGGGACAAUUUUAUCUGCCCGACCGAGUCCGAGUACAAGCAGAUGGUGAUCCGGAAGACGGGCGGCCUGUUCAUGUUGGCGAUCCGGUUGAUGCAGCUGUUUAGCGAAAACAAGGCGGACUUUACGAAGCUGACGGCGAUUCUGGGGCUGUCGUUCCAGAUCCGGGACGAUUACUGCAACCUGACGUCGAAGGACUACUCGGACAACAAGAGCUACUGCGAAGAUCUGACCGAGGGCAAGUUUAGCUUUCCGGUGAUACACGCCGUGCUGAACCAGAAGGACCGCCAGGUGUUGCACAUUCUGCGCCAGCGGACGCAGGACGUCGAGGUGAAGCGGUACUGCGUGUCGCUGCUGGAGAAGCUGGGCAGCUUUCGGUACACGGAGGAGGUGCUCGACACGCUGGACAACGAGGCGCGGGCGGAGAUCGAACGCCUCGGUCCGAACCCGAUCAUGCAGACGCUGCUGGACGCCCUGCUCAGCUGGAAGUCGGACGAGGGCGGCGCCGACGGCCAAAAGGAGAAGUAAGCCCCUCCCCCCUCCAACCGGUUCCUUCCCGUUUCCCUCUCUUUCCGGGCGAAUCAUCAUCUGUGAGUGUGGUCGUCAUCGUCGUCGUCGUCGUCGUAGGCUAGCAAUUAUUUGAAAAUGGUAUGAAAUGUAUGGUAUGAAAACGUGGAAUUAAGUUUAAAAGUACACACAAACAGUAAACAAAGCUGAAAAUAUCUCCACCAAGCAACGCAGAUUAGUAGCACUCUGUUUAGCAACAAGGGAGGAAAGUGGAGGGUGUAAUAACUUAUUUUUAUAUGCAUGUAACAUUGGAUUAAGUUUAAACGAAAGCGCUGACGGUAAACGUAAAAGUGUCGCAUUUUGACGAGUGAUCGGAGAGAGUUGUGUAAUUGCGCCCAAAAAAUCUCAAAGAAAGACAGCCUUUCGGAUUUGAAUGAGAACAAACUUGACUAAAGACUAAAGAAAACAAAAACUGCGAAUAAAAAAAGACGUAAAACGAAGAUUUCACGCAGCCGCCAUUCCGGCGUUCGGAACGCCGACGGGUUCGUGUUUUUUUUCCUGUGCACUUUGAAUGUAUAAUGCUGCUUGUGAGUAUAAUAUAUGAUAUACAAAGAAACACACACCUUAGUGAAGACAAACACAAAAAAAAGAUUCUGAAUAUGAUUCCUCUUUAGUUUUUAGAGUAUCUAGCUUUUUGGUUGAAGCCAUUUGUUAAAUUUA